AUAUGAAAUUCAUCGUGAGUAUAGGGAUAUAGGCCUAUAUAUAAUCCUGAAGUUUUAUUAUCUGAUUAUAGGACUUAACUAAAAAACAGAUUUUUUUUCCAUGAAGGGAGACGAAUUACAAGCCCGACGAACGGUUAAUAUCAAUACAAAUUCCUUUUGAUUAUCUUAUGGAUGUUUUCGACAAGCAACAUUGUCGAGUUUGUUAACCUGUAUACGAUUCGUCAUCAUCGUUAUUGCUGUUGUUUUUGUCGUCGUCGUCUUCGUCACCAAGCUCUGAUUUAUGAGAGAAAAUCCGACCUUACACAAUGAAAACUUUUUCUGAGACUUGCACCAUCCUUAUAAUGGUUGGAACUGCAUUCAUUAACCCCUCGGAUGGGACGCAUACGAGUUGCAACAAAGAGCUUACGAUACCAACAUUUUCCCCGUGCGGUCAUGUGAAGGACGGUCGCGGUGAACUCGUCCAGACCAUCCAGGUUCUAGUCCCCAUCUCAUCGUACAUGACUAGCAGGUGCGGAGGGGGGCGGAGAAUGUUUGGCGUUGAAUGGGGGCAUAGAAUUUGCCGAUUUAAAGGCAAAUCAGAAGAAAACACUACCAUGCAAAUGACAUCAACCGAUUCUUCUUCGGCAGAAUCGGUGACAUUUGUCGUUGGAUCAACCACAGCAGAAACAACACCUGCAACAUCAAAUAUUCUGGACACCGAUAAACCACAGACAAAAAGUUCAAAUGUUACCGAAUUCACCUCUGGAAAAGACGUUGCAUCGGCAACCCCACUCCCCAAUUCAGCGCAGGCAACAUCUCGAUCUGUGUCAUCAACCCACUCUAAGAUGAUUUCAUCUGCCGCAAACAAAAUAACUGGGGACUUUGCUACAACUGAAAUAUCCACACCAACUCCAACCUCUCAACAACAAAUACCAAAAUCCACCGGUCCAAAGUUGACAGGAGCAGACACGUCGCAAACUCCUGACGGAUUUACCACAAAUGGAACACCGAUAAUUACAACCGAAAAACCAUCAACUACAGCCACUGAUACACCAGUUACAGCUCAAACAACAGCGCUAACAUCAGAAACUGCAACUGAUGCGCCGAUAAUGACUGUGACAGCACAAACGCCAACAACAGUUUCAAAUCAAAUAUCAUCGGUCAUUACAACUGAAGAAUCGUUAUCAACCACAACUGAAGCAUCUACAGCACUAGCCACAACUACAAUACCUACAGUGUUGACAACUCCAACACACAAAACAACCACCACCACUACCAAAAGUGAAUCACUUACAACUGUCACUACUCCAACACAGAUAGCAACAACCACAACCGAACCAUCUAUAACACCAGUCACAACUCCAAUACCUACAGCUGACACAAAUCCUACAACGGCAACAGCAGCUACAACAACCACAACAAAACCACCUACAAUUGUCACAACUCCAACACAAAUAGCAACAACCACAACUGAAUCUCCUACAGCACCAGUCACAACUCCAAUACCUACAGCUGACACAAAUCCUACAACGGCAACAGCAGCUACAACAACCACAACAAAACCACCUACAAUUGUCACAACUCCAACACAAAUAGCAACAACCACAACUGAAUCUCCUACAGCACCAGUCACAACUCCAAUACCUACAGCUGACACAAGUCCUACAAGAGCAACCACAACAAAACCACCUACAACUGUCACGACUCCAACACAUAUAGCAACAACCACAACUGUAUCCCCUACAACACCUGUCACAACUCCAAUACCUACAGCUGCCACAAGUCCUACAACGCCAACUACGCCAACUACAAUGACUGGAACAACCCAAAUAACAACGGUGGGCUCAACUGAGAUGAAAUGUGCAACAGUACACGACAAUUGUAAAGUGUUCGUUACUGACCAUCAAGACAAGCGUAUCCUCUGGGCCGAUCUACACGGACUACAGAGACUCAAGUUUUCGGUCUUCAAGACUCUUUCUGGAAAACCUUCGGAUGUUAAUUUUGACACGGUAGAACAAAAGUUGUACUGGUCGGACAACGAUAAUAAAAGGAUCUGGCGUGCUGAUCCUCUACCAGACUCCAUUCCGGAACACGUUACUAUGGAAAAUACGGAUGAUAAACCUCUUGGGAUUGUUAUCGCUGAGCAGGCCCGUUAUUUGUACUGCACCUACGAGAGCAAAGGAUGGAUUCAUCGUGUGACGCUUGGAGAUCCGAACAGUGAGACACCAUUUGAGGAAAAUAUAGACAAAGCCAGGGCCUUGGCCAUCGACGAAGUUAACGGGUACCUCUAUUGGAGCCGACAUGAAGGAAUUGAUCGAAAACGAUUGGAUGGUUCUGGUAGCAAACAAGUGGUUUUAGCAUUGCCAGAAUUCUCCAAGUUAUUUGGACUAACGAUCAACACUGAAGGAUCUCGACUUUUCUUCUGCGAUGAAAAUUCGAAAAAAGCUCUGUAUGUGGAUCUGUGGACUAGUGAUCCCCCCGUCUUACUGAUUGGUUCCCAGCAUAGCAUGGUCUUACGUGACGUCAGCAUGGACGGCAAUGGAGUUCUCUACUGGCUGCAGUCUGGCUAUAAACGUAUUGUUGUGAUGGUUGACUAUCUAACGAGCACGGAAUUGCUUUUUGAUGCACUGGAUGCAUUUGUCAACCCGCAACGAAUGCAUAUCGCCCGUAUCGCAUAGGCAGA
This is a messenger RNA of Lytechinus variegatus (green sea urchin), 2662 nucleotides long. Its product is annotated as mucin-2-like. The transcript has 7 exons. The coding region runs from base 306 to 2657 and encodes 783 amino acids. The record is from RefSeq and is a predicted model, not a curated record. NCBI's taxonomy places the organism in Eukaryota, Metazoa, Echinodermata, Echinoidea, Temnopleuroida, Toxopneustidae.